AUGCUUUUUUUGCUUUUGAUUACCUUAACUACAAUUUUCAUUCCUGACUUUGUAGCAACCUUUAUUGUUAAAACCAGAGAUCGUAACAAUUGCAUAAUUUUAGCAAAGAGAAAUAAGUUAUUUUAUUCUCGAUCAAAACAGUCGAUUAAAGCUAAAUUCCCAGUGCCUUACCUACAUGCCUACAUAGGUGGUGGUGUUGGGUUUGCUUAUAAUUUGCUUCACAUUGAACAAGAUAACUCAAUCUAUUUACAAGACAGUUGA
Molecule: messenger RNA, 261 nt
Organism: Echinococcus granulosus
Lineage: Eukaryota; Metazoa; Platyhelminthes; Cestoda; Cyclophyllidea; Taeniidae
Exons: 2
Coding region: 1-261 (86 amino acids)
Source: RefSeq, a predicted model, not a curated record